Xenia sp. Carnegie-2017 is the source of this 3435-nucleotide messenger RNA. RefSeq names its product protein CLEC16A homolog. Lineage: Eukaryota; Metazoa; Cnidaria; Anthozoa; Malacalcyonacea; Xeniidae. The record is from RefSeq and is a predicted model, not a curated record. Gene Ontology annotation, cellular component: endolysosome membrane; late endosome. Gene Ontology annotation, biological process: regulation of autophagosome maturation; endosome to lysosome transport; endosomal transport.
CUCGUACACAGAUGGAAGACGAAAGCAUAAUAUAUAUGGCAAAAAUGCGAAACACGAAGUUGGAUUUUCUAAACAUUUUCAGUUGAGGCUGUGUAAAUGUUACGAUAUGGAAUGAGUACGUUUUACGUUGAUGCCUGGCUUUGUGAUGCUUCAGAGACAGAGAAAUUGGUUUACGGAAGUGAUUUGGAAGCCAAAAGCUCACUCGCUAGAGCAGUUAAAAUAUCAUCAUUAUAUCUUGACGAAGAAUUCUGUUGUAACAGAUCAAAAUCGUUCAUUGUUGGUUGAAACAUUGAGAUCGAUCGCAGAGAUUCUUAUCUGGGGUGACCAAAAUGACAGCACGGUGUUCGACUUCUUCCUUGAGAAGAACAUGCUUUUAUUUUUCCUGAAAAUUUUGAAUCAAAAUCCUGGAGCAUAUGUGUGUGUGCAGUUAAUGCAGACAUUGAACAUAUUAUUUGAAAAUAUUCGCCAUGAAACCUCACUGUAUUACUUGUUAUCAAAUAAUCACGUCAAUUCUAUCAUUAUUCACAGAUUUGAUUUUUCUAACGAAGAGAUACUAGCCUACUAUAUUUCUUUCUUGAAGACACUUUCGCUGAAACUCAAUUGCCAUGUUAUUAAUUUUUUUUUCAAUGAGCGAAAGAAUGACUUUGCAUUGUUCACGGAAGCAUUGAAGUUUUUUGAUCACAAAGAAAAUAUGGUUCGAAUUGCUGUGAGAACGUUGACACUCAAUGUAUUUCGAGUGAGUGACAAGGCAAUGCUGAAUUUUAUCGUGAACAAGACAGCAGGUGCAUAUUUUUGUAACCUUAUUUGGUUUGUUGGCAACCAUGCGAUGGAACUCGAGAAGUGCUCCAUUUCCGAGUCAGAUCAUUUACACUGUGAACGUUUAAAAGAUCUUGUUGCUGAUCAUUUGGACCAUCUUCACUACAUCAACGACAUACUUUGUUUAAAUAUUGUUGAAUUGAACGAGAUACUCACGGAUUACCUACUGGAUCGUUUGAUCAUACCGCUAUACGUUCAUUCAUUUGUCGAUAACGACUUGGAAGAGAACGAAAGACCGGGAGUGUGCAAGCUUUUCGCCCUGUAUUUAUUGUCACAGAUCUUUCUUAUCAUCAAACAUCCGCCGUUAGUCUCCACUCUUACUGAUGUCAUUUUACAAGGAGAUGAAGCAUUUUCUUCUACAUGUGACUCCUCAAUUUCAUCGGGCAAUUCAGGCAAAUCCAACAUUUCAAAUGGUGUUCGAGCAUUUGUAGCGCCUUCCGACAGUCUGGAAGAGGCAUUACUUGCAUGUGGUAUUAAUAACGAAGGCUAUACAAUUACAAAUCGUCUUAGCGAAUUGACCAGAAAACGUUCAAGACACGUCGCCAACUCAAAGUUUUACACUAAAGAUGGCGUUUCAGAAAAAUAUCGCGUUAGCGAGGAAAGGCGUUUGGGGCGACGGAAAAUGGAGCCAAAGGAAGAUAACAACGUUUCUGAUAAUGAGGUUCUGAUGCGCUCAGAUGAUGAUAAUUUGUCCGAUUCCCCUAAAGUUGGCUUAGGUGAUGCAGAACUUGUCUCUAUGAGCGAUACUCCACUUGGUCAUGUUACUGGAGAUGACGAUGAUGGCGAUGGUUUAUUAUUGAAUACGAAGCAGUCAUCAUCCGAAGUGAAAGGAUUUACGACCGAAGAAUCUGCUAUUCCUAACAGUAUCAAGAUGUCUGAUGCUGAACCUCCACUUCCAAAGAGCUUGCUUUCUCGUUCAUCAAGUUUCACACCUAGCAGGGCAUAUUUUCAAACCUUGAUAAAGUCAUUGGACUGCAGCGAAGAUGAUCGCGAGGCUUUGUUUACCCUUUCUAUGUUCCAUUCCCUGAUAAAAAAUCAAGGCGUGGACGUUGAACUCCUGAAAAGUGUUGGACUGUUACCUGGCCAGCUCACAAAGCAAUACAACGAUGAACUGAUUACAGCUUUGAUAACUAUUAUGGAACAAGCGUCAAAAAAUGUGAGUAAAGUUCGCUUAGUCACAUUACAAAUGAGUAUUAUUUUGAUGAAAUUGAUCGUUUAUAACGGCAACCCAGGAAUGACAGUCCUAAAAGAUUUGCAUUUGGUAUUACUCGAGAAUGUAAGAGAGUCGUGCACAUUGGAGUUACGUAAUUACUAUAAAAGCGAUGAUAUUUUUUUGGAUACCUUUGAAGCUGAAUAUCGACAAAUGAAGGUUAAGCCACUCAAUGUCGAGCGUCUUAUGAUGGACGCUUCCUUGCUCCUUCCUGUCACAGCUACACCGCUGACUGGUAUUGAGUUCUCAAAACGCCUUGCUUGUGGUGAAGUGGAGCACGCACAGAGAAUAAUUCGAGUAUUUCUCAUGGUUCGCGAGUUGUGUCUGACCGUUCGACGAGAACCGGAGCGGCAGCUUCCACUUUCUAAAGUCGAAUAUUCCGUUAACGAAAGCGAGGUUCUCGAUCUCAACAAUAGCGAUCUUAUAUCCUGCACAGUUGUCGAAGAAAGCAGGAGUCUGCGUCGAUUUCUGGUGAUCGACGAAGCUCAGUUUAUUUUGGUGGAACCUGAUACCACGAGACUCGGAUGGGGCGUCGUCAAGUUUGUUGCACUCUUGCAGGAUGUAGAAAUUUCACCUGACAAGUACGACAGUCGCUCCUUAUUCAUAACAAUACACCAGCCUUUUGCGAGGUCCACGCGUGGUCCUCGUAGACCCUUCAUGACUGCCAAGUUCAUGUUCGAUGACUACAUCCGUUGCAUGUCUGCCAAACAACGCCUACAUCGUAGACGCACAUCAUUACGUCAUAUAAAGCUACAACGUAUUGCGCAAUUGUUGGAACUUCCGGUAAUGGCUGCGCCAACGCAGCAGUUGUACCCGAUUAGUCGCCCUUCAUUGGCGUCACCUUCUAUUUCGAGUCCACGUGGUUUUCUAAGUCGACCUGGAGGAGCAGUCGCUGUAUCUGAUUUGAAGUCAAACUCAGCAUCAAAUGAAAGACCAAUCAAUGGUCAGCCUAUAAGUGUGAAUGGGUCAACCCACACUCCCUCAGAUAGUCAUCGCAUGGCUGCGCCAGAAUCUUGUUUGCUAUUGACCCAGACUUCUGGUGAUCAGGCUCGCGCACUUGCGAGCGUUCUUGAUAUUUCUGAUGCCCAAGCAGAUGAUGUCAUUGAAGUUGCUUCAGAUUCGCUGGAAAUACCAUCGAUAAAUGACGUAAUUCAUUCUGAUCAUUGCAUACCUUGUAAGGAUGAAAGGAUACUUCAAUCUGCUCCUGCGACGCCUAGAGGUCAGCGACGAUUUGGUCGUUCAACAUUUCACAUUCUAGAAUGGCAAGUAUCAGAUCUGAAUCGAAGUAAUUCGACAUCUGAACCAUCUCUGCUAUUCCAAAGCCAUAAUCACAAUAAAUAAGAUUGUAGAAGCUUUGAUAUUAUAAUUCGCUAUGAAUGAAAUAAAGAAAUUAUUAUCGUCUUCCGGAA